This is a messenger RNA of Penicillium canescens, 2350 nucleotides long. RefSeq lists its product as uncharacterized. The record is from RefSeq and is a predicted model, not a curated record. The transcript is spliced from 4 exons. The coding region runs from base 62 to 2350 and encodes 762 amino acids. Lineage: Eukaryota; Fungi; Ascomycota; Eurotiomycetes; Eurotiales; Aspergillaceae.
CCCAGAGACACAAAAAGCCAAUAAUUCAUUCUGCUGCAGUGCUCCAAAUGCGUACCUAACGAUGAGUAAUCACACCGAUGAGGAUCCCAUGGAUCAAGAUAGUUGUACAAGCACGAGCGACGAAGCGAAUCUGCAGCUGGAUCGUGAAUUACAACAAAGCGAAGGAGCCACUCACACAGCGACUGAGCCGUCACGGCAAACUAUCCCAGUUGGGAUUUCACCUGCCUAUGUGAAAGGCUGGGACUCUGCAGAUGCAUUUCGCGAGCUGUACCAAAAUUGGAAAGAUGCUAUUCUAGGAAGAUUUCAGCUAAACCGAUUGGAUUUCAAGCCAUUCUAUGAAGACAAGAAAGACUAUUUCUCCAUCACAGUCCCGACUACCUCGAAUGACAACGGCGAUCGGCGAGCUCUGGGGUACAUAAAAUAUGAGAAAAAGACCGGUCGAGUCACCUUGACCAAUUCCUGCAUGCAACUUCCCGUGGAGUCUCUCGUGAUGGGGUUCACAUCCAAGGACGAGCAAGACCAGCUGGCAGGCUCCCACGGUGACGGGCUCAAGCUGGCUGCGUUAAUAAUGAGUCGAGACGGAUAUAAAAUGAGCGUGGCUGCAAGCCACUGUAGGUGGAGUUUUGGUCUGCAUGGGACGUCCCAGUCUCUCCGUUGUGUCAUCACUCCUUCCAGAAAGAUGAGUCCAGCCAUUCAACGAGACCCAGCUGAUGAUAUGGCAAAGUUGCGGUUCCAGGAUGAAAGAGACAUCACGGUAAUGAUUGGGGCUGGACGUGCCAAUCAAAAUCGACCGGUAUCGUCUGAAACAUUCUUCGGGUGGCUGCGAGUCACUCUCGAUAUUCGCGGGCUCUCCUAUCCCCCCUCGAUUGUAGAAACGCCCCGAGGAGACUUGCUUCUUGAUUCGCAGUUCCACGGAAAACUCUUCCUUCAUGGGAUCCUGCUAGCAAUGACUACUCCAGGGGUCAAGCACUACAAGUUUGGUUACAACUUUGCUCUGGGUAAGUUCAGCCGUGAUCGACAAGGAAUGGUCGCCACGUGUGAGGUGGCAGAUCAGGUGCGGCAAAUAUGGCAGUGUGCCCUGCACAUGCACGAGCAUACUUUACUUCCAAUUUAUGUCAAUCUCCUUCAGAACUUUCCCCAGGUGGGCGAUAUUGAACAAGCCGAUAAACUUCUGGAACCGUCUACCACGGCCCGUAUCUGGAAAUACUUGCUUCAUGUGACGAGAAGAAAGCGAUUCUUUUAUAGCGAGACAUCAAGCAUCCAAAGUGUGGGCAUGAUACGAGAAACCACCGGGAAGAGGCCAACAAGAGUUCCAGAGGCCCUCUGGAACCUGCUGCGCUCAGGUUCACCGAUCCGGACCGUCAAGGAGGAGCAGAUAGAGCUUUUCAAGGAUGCUGAGAUUUGUGCUUCGCCCGAAUCUGCCUUUGCAAAAACAACAGACUGGGCUUUGAAGGCUUGCCUGGCACUUUUAAAGACGACCAAACAUAUCAAAGUAGUCUAUGUCAAAGGACUGACAGGGAAGCUUGAUGUAUUAUACGACGCCGGACACGGUACGCUGAAAAUUCAUCAUCGAUGGUUGGACUUUGAUGCGACGCACCAGGAAGCAUCGUGUCGGAAAUGGUUUCCUGCUGCCAUAACCGAAAAGAAUGCGCCGUUUUUCUGCAGUCACGUCGUAGAGGAGCUCUUGUAUCUGACCAUUUCUUCAAUCUUCAAAGCAUCCUCGACGCUGCGGAUGACUGAGAUGAAAUACAUGCGUCAGAUCAGACGUCUGCUUCGAGUUCUGCCGCAUAGCGUCAAACUCAGACCUUACUCGGGAGGCCUUCUGGUCACCUGGGAAGAUAAUGAGGCUGAAUCAUUUCGAAAACUUGGUGGAGGUGGGCCAGAGUACCGAGUCGUUCUCCAUGCAGAAGAGUGUUUCAUCGCCAGAUCGGAGCUUCUCCACUCGAAAGCAGUACCGAGUGGGAUGGAAUCCGCGGCAUGUGGGUGUCGUCAGCAAUUUGUUGUCCAGGCGCGCCGAUGGUGUGUCUUUGCCGCUUUGGAUCAUUCCACAAGGUAUUAUGCGAUGAUCUCUCUCAAUGAACGGCUGGCGAUCUAUGGCCUUCCAUCUGAGCUGGUGUCACCUCGUGACGCAAGCAUGGGUGGGCCCGACCACAUAGCAUGCAAUCUGGAUGGAUCUCCGCCCAUUGGUCGCCAACACGAUCUCGGGACCCUGGAGUUGCAGGCCAACCUAACCUCACUUCAGGUGAACCAGCUCCAUACCAUGGAACAAACAAACGGCGAAGAGUCUCGCAGUUUCAAAUGGAUAAAUGAAUCGGCGAGCAAAGCUAGUCCAGCUCCAAUCUCCGCGUGA